Phragmites australis (common reed) is the source of this 764-nucleotide messenger RNA. RefSeq lists its product as uncharacterized. Lineage: Eukaryota; Viridiplantae; Streptophyta; Magnoliopsida; Poales; Poaceae. Bases 53 to 607 code for a protein of 184 amino acids. Gene Ontology annotation, molecular function: RNA binding. The transcript has 2 exons. The record is from RefSeq and is a predicted model, not a curated record.
GCGGCCUCAUCUGUACAGACUAGGCUAGCGAGAGUGCUGACUCACACUGGCCAUGACCCGACGCCGCCGGGGCAAGCGCGGGCGCACGAGCCCCGACCCGCCGGCGAAGCGCCGCCGAGGCGGCCCGCCGGGUUUAGAGGUGGACGAGCCGGAGCCCGCUCCGGCUCCAGCGCUGGCUCCUGCGGGGGCCGCGGCUCCGCAGCCGUCGAUGGUGAUGGUCGCGGGGCUACCGCCCGGGUGCGGCGUGAUGGAGCUCAAGUCGCGGCUGGAGGCGUACGGCCCCAUCGCGCGCUCCCGCGUGGACGCCGCUGCGGCCACCGGUUACGUUACCUUCCGGUCCGGCGAGGCCGCCGUGGCCGCCAUCGCCGCGUCCCUCGACCCCGACGGCGGCAUCACCAUCGGAUGCAAGAAGGUUUUAAUUGUACAGGCCAGUGAGGCGCUAAAUAACUCGAAAAGCGUAGUUCGAGCUGCUGACCCAGCAGGGCAAUCGUUGCAUGAUGCAACGGCGAAUAAUGUGAUUGAUGAUUCAGCCGUCCCGAGCUCCAAAGCAGCUUCAAGAGCGACCUACAAAGCUCGAGAAAUAGUCGCCUAUGAUGAUCUGUUCUAGUAAGUAUUAAGUAGCCUUCUCUAGGGAAGGGAGGAGCCAGCUUGGUCUUGUAUAAUGCUAGGAACUUAAGCUGCGCCUGUGUAGGUCGCAAUGUUGCGCUGUAGUGAGCAACUGUUUCCUGUCUUCAGUAUGUAUCAUGAAAAAGUUUUCAUGGAAA